GCUACAGCUACAGCCCGCUCUCAGUGGCCUGAAGGAUUGAACGUGAAACGUAUGCGUUUUGUUGUAAAAAAAAAAAACGGUAUUUGAUUAAUGUAUUUUUUUAUUAUAAAUCCCAGCACCUUAGACAUUAGUGACUUACAGUGCGUGUAUGUAUUUUUAAUAAAGUGAAGUGUUAAUUUUUCACACAGAACAAAGUUUGACAAUCGGACGUGGAUCACAAAAGCGUGAUAAUUCGAUAGCGGCGAGCGCGGGCUAGCGCGAAUGUUUCCUGGAGAUGCGAGCGCCGGGGCGCGUGAGCAGUGCCCUACUGCUGCCCAUCGCUCUGCUGUCCUUGCCGACGAACGCUGCCAACGUCACAGCGUAUCGGGAGGAAUUAGAGUCGUCACUACGGCUUGUGCACGCGGUAGCAACGGGCGCGACCGGCGCUCUAUGCGUCACGCAUCACUACGGGCGACUUCGCGCGCCGCUACACGCUUCCCGCUGGGACGCGGCGCGAGCGCGGGCCGACCUCGCCGCGAACAUACUGCGGCAACUCGGCUUGCAGGACGCUGAAAUAUUGAAGGCGGUCUCACAAGGACUAGUAGAAGGUACAAGCACAUCGGAGCGCGCGGUUGCGUCACGUGCGCUCUCGUUGAGGGCUGAUGGUGUUGUGAACAGCGCGGUCGCGUGGAAGCGGUACAGUGCCGCUGAACCGGAGAUCGUCAUGUACCCGCAAUUGGAGAAACCGCCAGAUCCGGAAUAUCCGUGGUACGUAUCAGCACAUGAAAGUGAAUCCCUUCGGUCCCCAAAGUUCAUGCCCUCUCCCCCCGGAGCCACGAUGGAGGGGUGGUGGACAUACCCGUAUUACAGUUGCGAAGCGGAAAAAUGGCUGCUCUCCUAUACAGUUCCUGUGUCUACAAUACGAGGGCUCAAAGGCGUUGUUUCGCUCGAUAUAGACAUAUCUAGUUUGGAAGUAAAUCAGUGUGAAGAAAGCGAUGCAGAGAACGAUAAUCAAAUAUAUUCGUUCCACGGAACCCAUAAAUGUCCUAAUGAAACUACUUACUGUGUAUACAAACCAAAUCGGGAAAUGAGCGCCCGCCUCUCCGGCUGGUCGCGAGGCUCAUACAUCUGCAAGUGUAGACCGGGCUACUACUCGAUACACCACCCAGAGGGGUUCAAUGGCUCUCUUGUUGAAGUUGCAUAUCAAGAAUACGACGAAAAUGGCGUAGAAAAUUGGAGCGAGCCUUACGAAUGUUUGAAGUGCCAACCGGGUUGCGAGUCAUGCCGAGGGCCAGAACCUUGUCUUGCUACAUAUAACUGGCCAUUUCGGAUAUCUCUUCUUGUAAUAUCAGUGACUUGUGCAGUAAUGACAGUCCUACUCACGAUAUACACGCGCCACCAUCGACGAGUCAAAGUUUUUCGUGUAGCCAGUCCUGUGUUCCUCUCUAUAACAUUGCUGGGAUGUGCUAUUAUGUAUAUGGAGAUGGCAGCUAUCUUCCCAGUGCUCGAUAGAUAUUCAUGUAUAGCAACUAAAUGGACCCGCCACAUGGGAUUUUGUAUCACAUAUACAGCGCUUCUUAUGAAAACAUGGAGGGUAUCCCUAACAUACCGUGUGAAAUCAGCUCACAAACUAAAACUAACAGAUAAACAAUUGUUACAAUGGAUGGCGCCCAUUCUUCUGAUCAUGUUGGUUUACCUCGGGACUUGGACGCUCUCCGCACCACCUGAUGCUGAAGUCAUAACAGACAACAGGGGUUUGAAAUUUAAGCAAUGUACAUACAACUGGUGGGACCACAGCUUAGCAAUAGGUGAAAUUCUAUUCCUUCUGUGGGGUGUGCGUGUGUGUUACCGUGUGCGACACGCGGAGAGCCUCUACAACGAGGCCCGUCUUAUCUCUAUUGCUAUUUACAACAUUUUCACCGUGAAUUCUCUUAUGAUCGCGUUUCACUUAUUAAUUCUACCACGUGCUGGACCAGAUAUUAAAUAUCUCCUUGGUUUUAUAAGAACACAAUUAUCUACAUCAACUACCGUCCUCUUGGUGUUCUUGCCCAAGGUAUUACGCGUGGUCCGUGGCACGGGCGACACGUGGGACAGCAGAGCGCGUGCACGCGGUGUGCCCGCGUCCUCCUCGCUCAACGGCAUCGGGCUCGUGCCGGACGACCCGCCAGAUCUCUUCCAGGAGAAUGAGCAAUUAAAGGAAGAGGUCCAAAAACUGGCAGCUCAGAUCGAGUUUAUGAAGAUAGUGCAAAUGGAAAUGCACAAUCGACACCUUCGUCCAAAACCCGGCGGAUACUUUAGCGCUAACGCUACUAAUGUUCCGCAAAGUCCAAUGCAUUCCAAGACAGUUAAUAUUUCACAAGAGAGCACAGAAUGGUCAGGGCCAGUGUGACUGGUGGCGUUCAGCGAGUGCGGCUGGUCGUGGCCCGGGCCGGCCGCGCGCCGCGUGCUCACCGCCAUAGACACGAGACCACCCGCGUUCGUGUAGCACCAGCUUUAUUCAUAGAUAGUAAACGCAGGUCCAUUAUUGUUACCUGUAGUCGUAUAGAGACAUUUUGACUGUUGACUUAUGUUUGUUUGAAUCUGUACAAAAUAAAUUGUGAAUUUUAUUGCUUGUGAUGUUUUUUUCGCACUUAGAAUUUUGAAACGUGAAUUUCUUUUUAUAAUACCAACUAUUGUCAUGACGCGUUUGUGUUGUACCUACAAUUCGGUUUACGUUUUAAAUUACUUGUGAAUGUUUAAACAUAGGUAAUAUUAAUUAUU
Molecule: messenger RNA, 2739 nt
Organism: Colias croceus (clouded yellow)
Lineage: Eukaryota; Metazoa; Arthropoda; Insecta; Lepidoptera; Pieridae
Product: probable G-protein coupled receptor CG31760
Exons: 17
Coding region: 275-2368 (697 amino acids)
Biological process (GO): G protein-coupled receptor signaling pathway
Cellular component (GO): membrane
Molecular function (GO): G protein-coupled receptor activity
Source: RefSeq, a predicted model, not a curated record